AUGCUAAGAAGACAGCCUACAUCUGUAACACUGACAGCUGAAGAUGUCGAGCAAUUCAAACAAUUACUAUCCAAUCUCCAAGAGCAAAAGGACCAAAAGAACCUCAAAGAAAUGCAAGACGAAACAGCAGUGGAAGACUGUGAUCCAGACGACAUUUUCAUGGGCAAGUCGCUGCUGCUCAGUGAACGAAAGCGAAGAAGAGAAAUGGAGGCACGGCUAGGGCUACCAUCAGAAGAACAGCAGCAAGUAGAAGAGUUCAGCAGUAGCAAUGGUGAGCCUUUAUUUAAACGUGUACAUUUGUAA
Messenger RNA from Mucor velutinosus, 303 nucleotides. RefSeq names its product Nuclear envelope morphology protein 1. Gene Ontology annotation, cellular component: anaphase-promoting complex. The record is from RefSeq and is a predicted model, not a curated record. Lineage: Eukaryota; Fungi; Mucoromycota; Mucoromycetes; Mucorales; Mucoraceae. Bases 1 to 303 code for a protein of 100 amino acids. Gene Ontology annotation, biological process: anaphase-promoting complex-dependent catabolic process. The transcript has a single exon.